Messenger RNA from Paramuricea clavata, 14351 nucleotides. Lineage: Eukaryota; Metazoa; Cnidaria; Anthozoa; Malacalcyonacea; Plexauridae. The record is from the annotation of a GenBank genome assembly.
CUAAAUCGUUCAUGACUAAGUCUCGACGAUUUACUGGAGCAGAUUGAUGUGUAAAACCUCGUUAAAGCAUUUGUAUAUAUGGCUCCAAGAAGAAUGGAUUUAGUAAUUUAGAUUCAGUUCAUUUUUCAACUGUUAAAUGGCAUGUAGGUCAUUACCAUAGCAUGAAUAUUUCUUCUCAUAUUUGUUCGGUAUCAGUUAUGAAAAGUAAUGCAAUUUUGAGAAUGUAGAACCUAGAAUUAUCUAACUAGAAUUAUCUAAAUUCAAAUUUACGAUCAAAAUCACAUUGGGAUCCCCCCUCCCCCCCCCUCCCCUCCCUCCCCCCCAAGGUGACUUUUCCAUCCAUGUCUUUGAUGUAAUCCUCGGAAUUCUGCAAAAUUUCAAAAUCUUCAAAUCGCUUCAAAUCGCAUUUCCGGAACUCUAAAUUUCAAAUUUUCUCCGGGGGAGCCCCAUCGGUCUCACACCAUUGGCGUUCGCUUUUUAGUAGUAGGGUUCUUUCACUAGUCAGUGAGGAAAUAGGAGUAAGAAGCUGAUUUUGAAUGACAUUAUUUAUAUAUUUUGCAAUUUGAAAAUUAAAAGCCAUAAUUCACUUAUUUUGCAACGGCCUGGCCGUCGCCUAAUCUAGAUAACAAGUUUAGAAUAAAGAGGUUCUUUUUAAAAUCAUUUGAAUUCGAUCUCCCAAGGAGAGAUGAUGUAAAGAUACAGACAGCUUGUCUGCUAUUUAACAAUUAUUCGCCGAAGGCGAGUGAUUAUCGGUGAAUAAAAACCGAGACGAAGUCGAGGUUUUUAUUCACGAUAAUCACCGAGCCUGAGGUGAAUAAUUGUUUUAGUAUAAUUUCAUAGGUGAUUAUAUGGAAAAAAAUAAAAAAAUACACAUUUCUUCGUCAUUUAAUUGACAAAAAGGCUUCGGCCGCCAUUUUGAAAAUCGCUUAGGUGAUUAUCGCGUAAUAAUCACCUCAACGGCAACCAAUCAGCGUGGAGAAUUUUCAAUAAUCACCUAUGUAAUUAUACUAAAAGCAAUUAUUCACUUUAACCCAUUGCUAAAAGCAUUUUUAAAUUAAUUGAUAAUUCUCCGUAAUUUGGAGAAAAAAGAUAUUCGCUAUUACGCAUGUUGUGUUAUUGAAAAUAAUAAUUGUAUUUUGCUCAAGAUGUUUCGUUAUCUUGAUCGACUUGAUACCAUUGUAAUAAACCACAAAAAGAUCCUUGACCUUGCAGGACCUAGUUAACAUCUAUACGCUUCUCACGAAUCACGAAAGUAAAUGUUCACGAACUGUUACAACUAUCUACAUGAAAUACGAGUGUGUUUGUGCCACAAUGGAAAGUGCCUUUUAUCUGUACAUUCCUGUACGAGUUCCGACUUUCAGAGUUCUUGACUCCACCAAACACAAUGGACCUCCAAAUUCAAUUUAGAACUGAUAGAGCAAUGCAGUAUCAGAACUAUAUACUUAGUUUAGUUUUCAUUUCCUACUGUUGUGAUGCUGAACCACUAUCGAUGAGAAAAGCAGUUUAGCACUGAAAGAGCUAGCUAUCCAGUGAGUAUCAACAUCGACAUUAGCUGCGAACUUAAGUUAGUUUAGGUUCCUCCCGUUUUUAAAUGAUGACCCUUAUUGGAUUGCUGGGAGAACACUGAUGGAGUUGCCCAGUACAUAAAUAAAGUAUUUAACCAUUGAUGACAGUAGAGUGGAAACGAAAAAUACAAGAUCUAAAUAAAUAUCCUCUAGUAUAGUUUAGGUUUCGUCCUUCUAUAGUCACAAUGGACCACUAGAGAACAUGCAGUUUACAACAAUAAAUAAAGCUAUGCAGUAUAAAUAAUUUAAAUUCAAUUUUGUUGAAUUUAUUGGUUGCGCACAAGACUCAGAUCUAGAAAUAGUAUUUAUAAAAAUAUUGCCGAUUCACUGAUAUAAUAACCUUAAACAGAAAACAUUGUUUACAGCAACUUCUCUGCGAACAUGCCUGGCUCGUUGCAGUUUCCGCGUGUUUGAGAGCUUCGCAUGGCUCACUGACUCGCACUUUAUACAGACCCAACAUGAUAGAUACUUUAAAUAACAACAAUAAUGAAUUAACAGUUCCAACACUGUAUAUUUGUGGUUGCCUAUAUUCCAUAAUUAGCCUUUCUCACGAAGGCCAAAUUCGCCAUUUUUGAGGUACUUUUUUGAAAACGACAUGAAACAUCUAAGCGAUGUGAAAACAUUUUUUCAAAUAUUUAACUGUAAAUUAACGUAUAAUGAUUAUACUCACAAUUAUAGUUAUACAAAUCCCUUAUUCACUGCAUACAAUCUCAGAUUUGGAAAAGGCAGUACCCCAAACUGCCAAAGAGAGAAAGGCUAAUUCAGUCGCAAUUUUGUUUUUUUUCAGUAAGAAAGGAUUUAUAUAUUUUACGAACUCCAGUUCCGACUUCCAGUCACAAAGCUGAUCAUAGCAACUGGUGAUGCAUGCUAUACUUAUAAAUCUCCAUCUAAUAUAGGUUAAAGACAAUACAUUUCUAGUGAAGGUUUGAAUAAUUAAUGCAUUAAACAUGUGCACAGUAUGACCAGUUGCUGUGGCUAAAGCUGCGCCACUGCCAACUUCCUAGGUAUAGACAAUUUUUCUAUGAAAGAAAAACAGCUUAGUUGUUCAAAGGUUUUGAACUUGCUAGCCAAACUCAAUGACAAAUUUACUACGCUUCAUUAGGUUGUAUUUUUGUGAAGCAUUCAAUCUUCAAAUCGAGGUCACGUCAAAUAUAAUCUAUGAUCAACGUCGCUGAGCAAUAACUUCUUCACCGUAAACUGCCACGAAAGUUGAGAUAUAUCCGAAAACCCCCCUCUCAAAUGCGCCAAAACCGUCUAACCGCCAAACUAUAAUAGACCCCCUACUGCAUGAACGUGACGUGCUGAGCCAAUAGGACAAUCGAUAGAAGCUAAAUUUUCUUUCACUAAUAAAUCUGAAUUGUUAAUGAUUUUGCAGUUAUAAUGCGCAAAUCAAAGAGAAAACUGCAGUUUUGUUUUAGCUGUCAACAUGAUAGGUGCUCUCAAAACUUACUUAAUUAUCAAGAACAAGGAAACAGCGUGUUAAUAAAAUUCAUAAAUUCGGUGAGUAAAAUUACAUAUAUACUGUACUUCUCUUCUUAAUAAGCAUUAGCCGAAAAUUAUCUCGAUAAUGCAUGAAUCCAACCGCGUGCAUGAUAGCUAUAUAUACAAAUGCAGAAUAACCCUAUAUUUUUGUUAAAGAGUUAGUAAGUUAGUAAGUAUAAUAUCCAUGUUAGUUAUAGUUCAUAAGAUACUGUCUGUUUCGUAAGUUGAAUUCUGUAUCACACUAUCACUUAUUCAGAAUGCAGCACUUGUACAGUGUUGUACUCUAGCUUAAUUCACACGAAUUUAAAGGUGCACAUGACACAAAAAUUUUUUGUCCCAAAUUUUUAUGCAUCACUUGAAAGUACCUUGAAAAUGAUGAAGAAUGGCCUUAAAAAUUCAUUCACAGCUUAUCUCAUUCCCAAGUUAUGGGGCAUUUUGUGUUAUGACGUCAUAGGCCGUUUGCUGUGACCUCGAAAAGUGCCUAGAAAACGAUUGGAACUGAAAGAUUUUUACGGGAACUAACACUUUCGAACACGCUGAGUUCAAAUCCGAAAAGUUCCCGCUCCGUGGAACAAGGCAACAACAACAAAAUUAUGAUAUUAAUUUUAUGUCCAACUUUAUUUCAUUUUAGCUAUUCAAGACAUAUCGCCAUAUAAGUACAACAUGAAUGCAAACAUACAUGUAAUAUCCAACAUACGAAACUUGACACUUGACCCCAUGCCAUACUACAGGAACUCUCUAGGCCUCUCUACACAAGAUAAACAGAAUCUCCGAGUUUCAUUUAUUAUUUAGGCAGGACAAUAACACACUACGCAGUGAAAUGGAACGGCAAGAAAGGGCAGUGGUUUUGUGUAUUCUACUUUCAUUCCUUGGCCAUGGAAAGUGUGCAGAAAGAAAGUACUUUAUUGCCGCGGUUGAAGAGAAGUGGAACUAUGCACCAACGGGGACAAACCAGUUAACUGGCGUCUCAUUGGAUCAAGAUGAGUAAGUUUCACUUUGAUUUAAUCUUGAGCGGCCUGUGGCAGUGUGCGUUGUGGCAAUAAUGAGAGAGAUUCGGAUUGAUGGGGAUACAACUACCUGAGAGCAGAACUUUACAAGUUUUCCUUGUAUUUACAAGUUCACAAUUAUAGUUACAAAAAAAUACAAGUUCUCUGUGCAUUUUCAGGUUGUUGUAUCGCUAUCAAUCCGUAGCUUUCUACGUUUUACUAUCUUUGUUUUGAACUGCCUGAAAGAAGUGAAGAAGGCUUGCACGUUUCGAGACUUUUCCUUCACACACGAAGAGACUUCGUGAAACGACAAAGCUCUAUGUCAUAUGAGCCGGAAGACAAUUUGCGCAAUAGCAGGAAGUCCACAGAUACAUUCAGGUGUUUCGCGUUAGAUUGUCAUUAUAGUUGGACUCGAACACUAGUGUGUUCAGGCUAGCCUAAAGAGCAAGGCUAGCCUUCAUCCACGUAAUAAUACAAAGCAGCAUGGUUCUGAAAUGCAUUGCAUGCACGCCAGCAUUCCUAAUAAAUGUGGGAUUUUUUAUUCAGCUCAAAAUCUUACCACCCGCGAUAUUUAGUCUGUGGUGAAAUCGUAUUCCUAAUUAAGGGAUCGGUCAAGAAAACCCGCUCAGUUUAUUGACCGUCACACGCGAAUAAACGAGAAUAAAAAAGCUGUAAUUUUGCAAAUAGAUGACUCUCUAAAACAGUAGCUGUGGCUAUAAAAGUUAGAAAUUAUUUACUAAGAUCUAUUCUAGUACUGAGUGUCAUGAUAUUAAUCAGACGAAUCAAUUAUUUGUCACUUUGCUGCGCAAAACGCCGAAAUACAGUCAUCUAAACUACAAAAGCCAUUGAAUACGUCUAAUCCCUUAGCUUUGCUAAAUAAAAUAUGCGAAAAAGACGUGUUUUAGCGAAAGUAAAAAAUUAUAUUGUGUUCGGUAUUAUCUUACCACUUAUGCCGAUUGAAUUCUUCAAGUGGUCCUUCAAGUAAAAAAUUCAAGUACUUUUUAAACGCGCUGAAACACUCCUUAUCAAUUUCAAAAGUACUUUCAUACCGUUAAUUAAUUAAUGAAAAUUAUUUCGUAAGAUCGUGUGGUGUCUGAGCCAGACUGAGCGCUUAAAAUGAUUAACCAUUCUUUUCCACUCGUCGCAAAAAUCAACUCGCUGCGAGUGCUUGCAUCCAAGUAAAAUAAAUUGUUGAGCAUUAGCAGUUACAGCAAGCCUAGGAGAUGCGAUGAAUGGUAUCUUGAGAAAACCCAGAGCCAGGAUUACCAUCACUUUCUCAGGAUUUUGCUUAAUAUAUCUCCUCACAGGUCUGCAGCUGUAUUCACUGAAAAUGAUCCUACAAAGACGAUAGGAAGGGAAUACAACAAAGUUUUAUAUCGAGAAUGUACUGAUUCAUCCUGUUCUGCUAUGAAAGACCAUCCAGCUUAUCUUGGAGUUCUUGGUCCUGUCAUUCGUGCUGAAGUUGGUGACACGUUGCAUAUUCACUUCACUAACCGUGCAAGUAGAAAUUACUCUGUGCACCCUCAUGGCGUAUUUUAUCGCAAGAACUCCGAAGGUGCUCUGUAUGAGGUAAGUAAGUAGGUCGGUUGGGUUAGGUAGGUAGCUGGGUAGGUAGGUUGAUUAUAUAGGUAGGUCGUAGGUAAAUCGUAGGUUGGUUGGUAUUAUUACUUGGUAAGGUAGGUGGGUUAGGUAGGUAGCUGCGUAGGUAGGUUGGUUAGGUAGGUUGAUGGUAAGGUACGUAGGUAGGUUUCAGUGAAAAUUAUGAUAUUAAAAAUGCUAGAUGCGCGGCCAGGAUUCAUAAUAAAGUUUGUGAAACCGCGUUCUCUGAUCGUAAAUUUUUAUUUAAAACACGAGCUUUCGAUUGCUAGUCUGCAAUCUUCAUCACUUUACCUGUCGAAGACUGCAGACUGGCAGUCGAAAGCUCGUGUUUUAAAUAAAAAAAUUUACGAUCAGAGAACGUUCCAGAAAUGUUUUUUGAAAAUUAUGAUCCAACUGAUGGUGGUCAACUUUGGUGGUGACAUUUAGGGGCGUAGCCAGCCCCAAACGAGUGGGAGGGGGUCCAUUCGUCGAAUACACACUAGCACUUGGUUCUGAAGAAAAGUGGGGGCCCCCAUUCCCCCGGUGGCUACUCCCCUGGUGAAAUUAAUAAGAGAAGGUGAACUAUAUUAUUUCUUUUCCACCAAAUAUAAGACUACUACAUGUAAUGAAAAGAAUGAACAUUAUUUUCCUACUCUGUCACUCUGAUAACAAUAUUUAUUGAAAUACUAUUUAAAACAUGAGCAAUGUUUUAUCAGAUAUAAAGAUACGAGGUGAAGCCGAGUAUCUUUAGGUCUGAUAAAACACGCACUGCGAAUGUUUUAAAUUGCUUCAAAAACGAUCGAUCGAGUAAGUUCAUUGGCGAAGUAAUUUUCAAAAAAUACAUUGUGUGAAGUCGAAAAAAUCAAAAUUAAAGUUUAUGUAAGGGAAAGGGAAAUCUCUAUCACAUAUAAAGAUACGACACGCUUAUGAUUUUUCUUUGUGUUUUCCUCAUGAAUUAAUGAUGAGUUUUUGAAACCAAAUUGCAAAACUGUGUUGUCUUGCGUAGGAUAAAACUUCAGGCGGAGAUAAAGAGGACGAUGGUGUGCCUCCGAAUAGAAACUACAUCUACAUUUGGCAAGUGAAAAAAGAACAUGGACCUACAGCAAGCGAUUCCGAUUGUUUGACCUGGGCGUAUCACUCGCAUGUAAAUCCUCAGAAGGAUGUUAAUACUGGACUUGUAGGUAAUGAUUGAAAGUAUUAAAUGUCGAAUGCGCCCAGGACCAGGGUGCCCUGGUUUACCCAAUUCUUGGGUGUCAAUUAUGUAAUGUUUAGGCAUAAUUGACUCAAAUGGGGUCAAUAGUUGAACUGAGGUGAACUAAAACAACAAGGAAACAAAAUGGCUGUCAAUGCAUCUUAUGUAAAUGAAUUCUCCGACGAUUAUGAAAAGCAAUAUAAAACAAUAUAAACGAUAUAAAAGCCGUCCUUAAAUCUUGACACAGACCCUUGACCCGCACGUGACGUCAUAUGACACGAGAAUUGACGAAGACUUUUUUUUCAAUAUUUGUAUCUUGCAGGCGCGAUGAUAAUUUGCAAGAAGGGUACAUUUCAAAACAACAAGCAUAAAGACAUAGAUAAAGAUUUCGUGAUAUUGUUCACUGUUAUGGAUGAAAAUUACAGUUGGUUGUUACAGAAAAAUAUCAAAGAAUAUUGCCCACAAUUCAGUUCAUCAAUAGAUGACGCAGAUUUCCAGGAAAGCAACAAGAUGCACGUGAUCAAUGGUUACUUCUAUGGCAACACACCGGGACUAGAGAUGUGUACUGGGGAUAGAGUGGACUGGCAUAUGUUUGGUAUGGGGACAGAGGUGGAUAUACAUACAGGUAAGAUUGUUGUAUACCUACAUAUCCCACAUUAUCAAGAUGAUUUUGUAUAAGCACUAUCGUGCAACAGAGGGUGAUCAACCUGUAGUUAUCAGAGUGAGAAAUUAAUGUUGAUUCUUUUGAUUAAGCGCAGUGAGCUUCUAUAUUUGAUCACAAAUAAAUACAAUUUUGAGAUUCAAUUCAAUUUCCUUGCUCCAUUGGUGUCAGGGUCGUAUCUAGACGCAAUAAUUGGGGUGGGGGUAGUAUAUUCAUAUAUUCAUGUUCACAUACCGCAAAAACAAUCGCUUUCAAAAGAAAUCCGUCGGGCAGAACACGAAUAUAUUAAUAUACCCCAAAUUAUCGCGCUAGGAACGGCCUGAUUAAAUUUUCUAAGUUAAUUAGAAAUCUGCUAGAUUUUAGCAGAUCACAUGACCAGUGUCUACCAUGGGUACGAGGUUGAAGAUUACUACGUUCACAAAUUUCCCACUUCUGAUAACUGUGGGUGCUGCAGCACGAUGGUGCCUAGUGAAACUGCGUAUGAUAACGUUGUUCUACCUUUUUCAACAUUCACCACAGCUGUAAAACUUGGACUAUUUUAUUUUCAUUAUUCAGCUUUCUUUCAUGGUCAGACAGUCCAGAUAGAUGGUCAUCGUAAAGAUGUUGGUUCAAUGUUUCCCGCCAAGUCAAGCACAGCUCAUAUGACCGCAAUGAAUCCUGGUACAUGGCUUCUAAAUUGUCUGGUCAAUGACCACUACUCGGCUGGAAUGUCCGCGUUAUUUAAUGUCACCAACUGCCCAGGAAAGACUGUGCCCAGUACCAAACCGCUGGAUGGGAAGACAAGGAAGUAUUUUAUAGCUGCUGAGGAGGUCGUCUGGGAUUAUGCGCCUUCUGGAUUAGAUAAUUUUAACGGUGGCAACUUGACAAGUGAAGAUAGGUGAGGGCUUUCUAUUGACUGGACUGAUAUCUAGAGUUCAUUGCUGGCUUCACCCUGAAGCACUAUCGUGCAUCAAAUACACGCGUAAAAAUUAUGAGCCUGCUGUUUAACAGCAUUGAACAAUGUUUGCUUCCCACGUUGUCUACACUUGUCAACUAUAUUGAACAAUAUUUUUGAGCCUGAAUUGGGUAUGACAAUAUUGUUCAGUAUUUUUGAAAACUGUGAACAAUGUGGGCAGCGAAACAUUGUUCAAUCCUGUUUUCAUCAACCAUUGCAACAACCGGAUCAUUUUUAGCCGUAGUUGCCAACCUGCAGUUUUCAGAAUCAACAAAAUGUUAUUUUUUUUCAUUAUAUUGAUUGAAAACUUUAUUUCAAGAGGGUGACAGAUAACAGUUCGUAAAAACUGAUUAUAUGUGGUAGUUAGAUGUGGUAGUUAGAUGUGGUAGUUUGGUGUCUGAAGGAAAAUGAAUGAUAAUAUCUGAAGGCAAAUGAAUAAUAAUAUCUUUAAGCUUUACUCUCUCUAUAAUUACGGUAAUACCUUCAACAGAUUCGUUCACAUUUAUCUUUUUAUUUAGCAAGGGGCAUGAAUUUUUUGCUAAGUCAGACCAAUCAAUCGGUGGCAGAUACUGGAAAGCUCUGUACUUUGAACAUACUGACAGCAGUUUUAAUCAGAGGAAAGUUAAAGAAGAAUAUUUGGGAUUUUUGGGUCCAGUGAUCAGAACUGAAGUUGGAGACACCAUCAUUGUCGAAUUUAAAAAUAUGGUGAGGUGGUGUGACGUAUGUUUCAAAUUACAUUACCAAAGCAGUAAGCAGUUCAAGAGCUGGUUUUCGAAACGGUUCACUUUAUGCAUCAUAUAUAACUUCAAAUAUUUUCUUUUAGGCAUCAUAUAACUUCAGCAUACAGCCGCAUGGAGUAUUUUACAACAAAUCAAAUGAAGGUUCACUGUACAACGAUGGCACAUCGGGCAUAGCCAAACAAGAUGACUUGGUUAAACCAGGCCAGACAUUUGUUUACGACUGGACAAUACCAGAACAUGUAGGACCAACCAAAGACGAUCCUGACUGUCUCACCUGGGUUUAUUCCUCGGCUGUAGACCCCAUUAAAGACGUUUACUCUGGUAAUAUUACGAAUUUUUCAUCAGCAAAUCAAGAAAUCAGUACCGUAUCACUGUUUUGAUAAACGUACUUUUAAAAUCACUAAAUCACUAUGAUAAGCAGCUUCAAGUGAAGCUAUAUAAUAUGGCGUCUCAAAUGAAACACUUGAAACAAUAUUUAAAGAAAAAUUCAACGUAAGAGUUGAUUUUAUGAAGACAACGAAUUACUAAUUUUUUCUUUACUUGGUGUGUUUAGGUUUAAUUGGGCCACUCUUGGUUUGCAAGAAAGGAACUUUAGACAACAAUGGAAAACAGAAAAAUAUUGAUAAGGAGUUUGUUUUAAUGUUUACUGUUUCAAACGAGAACGAGGCUUUGUAUAUUGAAAAGAAUGUGAAGCAGUUUAUUGGGGGCGCUGCAGCAAAGUCUUAUACUUAUGGUAAGACUAUCUACGAUCUUGGAUAUAACUGGCUGAGAUUACCUUUCCGUCUAUGCAAAUUUUCCCCUUAUGAUAAAUUUCGUGUUGAAUCAUGUUUCACUUCUUAAGCUCCCGUUCCUCCAACUCAAUGUUGAGCUUGUGUCGUGGUAAAGUUGUUUCGGUGCUGUUUACACUUUACAACAUUGAACUGAGGGAGAGAGCGUGACGAAAUCGGUUUUCUUUAACUUUGCAAUAUUGGCUGGAAUGGACUCAAGGGUUGGUCCAAGAUUGUAGCAUAUCAUAUCUGAUCUGAUAUGGAUAGUACAAUUGCUAUUCUCAGUGAUAAGCAAAGAGCACAUUCUAUCCAGUUAUACAAAGUUUAGUAUUACUGUGUAUUGUAUUUGAAUGUCCACAGAUGCGGAAAAGGAGAACAAUCUUAUGCAUGGUUUAAAUGGUUUUCUGUUUGCCAAUCUUCCUGCUCUUGACAUGUGUUUGAAUGAUGAAAUUUCCUGGCAUCUGAUUGGUUAUGGCAAUGAAGUUGAUAUUCAUGGCGCGUAUUUUCAUGGUCAGACAUUUUUGAUGAAUAAAAAUCGUAAAGAUGCCGUUCACUUGAUACCAGGUAAGGAAAACUUAGUUGCAAUGAACAUGGAUGGCCCACAACUCUAAACUAUUAUUGGUCCAUUGUAACUGCAGGAGAACACCUAAACUCUGCAUAAAUUAGUGGCGGCGGAACGGGUUUUUUUUUUUUUGGGGGGGGGAGGGCUAAUUUUCAGCUACGUUGGGUAUCGUAGUUUUCCGCUAAGUGCAAACACGACACGCAAAACAUGAUCCAACUAUCACAGCAGCAGUGUAGGAAGAUAUUCAAAGUUAGUAGGUUGAAAACUAGGGGUCCAGGGGCAUGCUUCCCCGGGAAAAGUAGAAAAAAUUGAGGGUCGGAAAUGCCUGCAUUUUCUGGCACCAAAUUGAAGAAUUUGGACAACAAAAAAAGCUGCAAAGAAUUGCUUGAUAAAUUCAACACGGAGCAAUCAACGCUGGCAAAGCAUACAUAUUCAAACCUACAUAACCUGUUCUUUCAGGAUCAUUUGAGACAGUGAGAAUGAAACCUGACAAUCCAGGUGAGUGGGCUGUCGUGUGUCGUACCAAUGAUCACCAUGAUGCUGGUAUGGUGGCAAAGUUUCGAGUCAAAACAUGUAACAAAGUUGCACCCACUUCUGACUCGAGAAAAACGAGAACAUAUUACAUCGCUGCUGUCGAGGGACGCUGGGAUUAUGCACCGGAUGGAAAGAACAAUUUGAAAGGAAUUGAUUUAGAUAAUGAUGAGUAAGUAUUUCUGGGUUUCAGGUCUGGCCAGUAGGUGGUGGUCAACUUAUAAGGCAAAAAAUUAAACUGCAUCUCUCCAUUCUAUCAAAGAUGCUUCAUGUGAUGAAAAGAAUUCAUUAUUACGUAAACCCAGUGAGUCUUGUUUCUGCUGCCUGAUCUUAUUAGCCAUUAAUAAAUAAAUCUUCGUUGUUGUUGUUGUUGUUGUUGUUGUUGUUGUUGUUGUUGUUGUUGUUGUUGUUGUUGUUGUUGUUGUUGUUGUUGUUGUUGUUGUUGUUGUUGUUGUUGUUGUUGUUGUUGUUGUUGUUGUUGUUGUUGUUGCUGCUGUUGCUGUUGCUGUUGCUGUUGUUGCUGUUGCUGUUGCUGUUGCUGUUGCUGUUGUUGUUGUUGUUUUCUCACUGUUACCAGGUAUAACUGCAAGUUGACGAGCAUCUGCUGCACGCUAGUGCUUAGUGAACUUUUAAAAAUUUUCUCUCUGCAGGGAUGCGAUGGUUUAUACCAAGUCUGGACCAAACAGAAUUGGUCGUGUAUAUAACAAAGUGUUUUAUCGUGAAUACACUGAUGAGACUUUCACAAAGACAAAAACACACCCGGAGUACCUUGGAAUUCUGGGACCGAUACUGAGAGCUGAAGUUGGCGAGACGAUAAAAGUUGUUUUCAAAAACUUGGCAAGUCGUAACUAUUCCGUUCAUCCCCAUGGCGUGUUUUAUGAGUAAGUACAGAUUUUCUCCGUGGGGACUCUAGUUUCCUCUUGCUGUGACAGACAACCAAUAAAGGGUGGCCUUUAUACUGGACUAAUUCCCCAAUAAACGAUAGCCUUCACUACACCUCUAGUGAGAAUAGUUAGGAUGUGACAAAGCUUUCUAUUAUAAAAAAUAGUUCUGUUUAAAAGGUUAGCCAACUGUUUUACUCCAAUCACGGUCGACAAACCUUCCUACUUCUAACUAUAAAAAAUGUUGGAAUAUUUAUUUUUGUCUCAUUAGCAAGAAAAACGAAGGAGCUCUCUAUCUGGACAACACAACAUUCAAAGAUGACGACGCUGUUCCUCCAGAGCAGACUUAUACGUACACUUGGGAAGUUCCUGCCAGAGCUGGACCAAGCUCGAGUGAUAAUGAUUGUUUGACGUGGAUAUAUUACAGUGAUGUCAACCCAACGAUGGAUACAAAUUCUGGACUCGUAGGACCUUUGAUCAUUUGUAAAAUGGUGAGAAUUUAGUAGCCAGCAAAUAGCGGUGGAGCAAAUACAUCUAUCAGUUCCUAACUGUUCUGCCUAGAGCUCCAGAGGCAUCCCUUAUUGCUCCAGUGUUACUACAGGAAGAAGAAACCUAAACUAAACUAACUUUAUUUAUGCUGGAUAGUUGUGUCAGUUCUAAACUGUUCUUCCUAGAGGUCCAGUGAGGAUCAUCACUUAUUGAUCGAGUGUUACUACAGGAGGAAACCUAAACUAAACUAACUGUAUUGAUACUAGAUAGCUCUAUCAGUUCUAAAGAAUCAAACUGGAAACAUUUUUUUCACAUGCGUCUGAGGUGAAACUACAAUUGGAAAAGUGCAUAUAUCAUGAAUGAAACACCAGUCACAGAGAUAAAAGUCGUGCAUGAGCUAACUACUGUGGCACCAAAAAUCUAUAAUUUGACUCCAAUUUCUAAAUUUCAGGAUACACUAUCUGCAGAUGGAUCUAAAGUGAAAAACGUUGAUCAUGAAUACCCAAUCUACUUCAGUGUUAUGGAUGAAAACCUGAGUUGGUAUUUGGAUAAAAAUAUCAAAGAAUUUACAUCAAAUCCUGGCAGUGUUGAUAAAGAGGACGAAGACUUUAUUGAAAGCAACAAAAUGAACAUAAUUAACGGUCGAAUUUAUGGCAACCUGAAAGGGUUAAGCAUGGUACAAGGGCAGACAAUCAAUUGGUAUCUUCUCAGUCUGGGUACAGAGGUUGAUAUGCAUAAUGUUCACUUUCAUGGCCAGACAGUUUUAGCGGUAAGUCGAACAUGGUUGGUACUACUACAUUUGUCAGCAAUAUGGUCGGUUUCAUGAAGCAAUAUCGUGCUGCAGAUAGUCAGAUGGUUGGCAACUUCCAGUUGUCUGAGUGAGAAAAUAAAAAUUAUUUUUAUGAUAUGUGAUAAUCUCGUAUUUGGUGACAAGUGAAGUACAACUGAGAGCUGUACUUUAAUUAAGGCUACUGUUUGCAUAAACAGCGAGACAUGAAAUCAUAUUUUCAUUUCUGCAGAGAACAACAGCAGACCACAGAGAAGACGUGAUUGAUUUAUUUCCGGGGGUGUUCAUGACGGUCAAGAUGACACCGGAUAGUGUUGGACGAUGGUUAUUACAUUGUCACGUGAAUGAUCACAUGGUACAUGGAAUGGAGGCUCUCUAUGAUGUUGCAGGUUGUGUAGAAAUUCUGCCUGACUUUCACCUUCUUCUGGAUAUUUCCAAUGAACUAACUUUAUCUAGACUGGAUAGCUCUUUAAACGGUUUUAGUUAGGACAUUCCCUUAUUAAUCAAGAGCUACUACAGCAGGAAACUAACUAAGCUAAAACUAUUUAUAAUGGAUAGCUCUGAGCUUGUCUUCUUGUAGGUCUUGUUAGAGUCAAGCCUUGUUGGUCCAGUGCAAUGCCAAUGGUCCGCUGCAAUGGUCCAGUGUUACUACAAGUAGAAGGCUGAGUUCCCCGAAAAAACUUGUGGUGUUUCGUAGAGUGGAAGCUCUUUCUUCGCGACUGUGAAUGAAAUUACACACAAUUGCAUAUUGCAGGAAUCGAAACCAACCACAGAGAUGAAAGCCACAUGCACGAACCACCUUUAUAUCAAGCUCCCUUCUUUAAUUAGAUUUUCUUUUUAUAGAAACAGCACCAAUCACACCAAUGGCAAGUACAGAGAAACCGUCAUCAUCAUCAAGUCUUCUUGUUGUGAAUACAUUCAUUUUCCUUGCUGCCUAUUUCUUUUUUAUAUGUUCUGCUUUCUUUUGAACCAUUUGAUAUAAAACAUAGGAUAUCUAAACGUCGUUAACAUUGGUACAUUUUAUAUGCUGUAGUUAGCGAGGUAGUUAGCUACGUUUUUAUCGUAAAUGUUUGGUAGUGAGUAUCGUGUUCAAAAUAUGAAUAUAAAUAGUAAUUUUGUAUUGAUAAUCAAGGUUCAAUAUAAAUGGAUGUAUAGUGUUAUGGAGCUUUUGAACUGAAAACAAAUUUGUGUUAAAU